CCACAAGAAAAACAAAAUACGGGAGGAGCAUAAAACUUUAUUUUCGCCGCAAAUGAGUUUAGAAAUGAGCAAUAUUAAUGGCGGGAACGGCACCCUACAGCCGAAGCCAAAGGAUAUAAUCGCCCUGUGCAACAUUUUGAAGAAAUACAACUUCAAGAAUACGGAGGAACUACUGUGCCAGGAGGCCAACUUGAGGCCCGAGGAUUUGGGUUCUAUAAGUGAAGCCGAAGUACAGCAGGUGCUCAACUCUGCUCUGCGACCUGCAGAUGGAGAUCAGGAUCGAGAGCAUGACCUUCCGCAGAAGGCGAAGCUGUCGGCGGUUACAGAGGCGAAUGCGACAGAGGCACUGGCAAAAUUCAUUGGCGACGAAGGCUUCGACGCGCAACAAUAUGAGCAGGCCUAUGAGGAGCUGCGCGCCUUCGUGGAAGACUCGUUAGACAUAUACAAGCACGAGCUGUCCAUGGUGCUGUACCCCAUUCUGGUUCAGAUAUAUUUCAAGAUGCUCGCCAGCGGUCUGAGGGAUAAGGCAAAGAACUUUAUUGAAAAGUACAAGUGCGAUCUGGAUGGCUACUACACGGAGGGCCUUUUUAACCUGCUUCUUCUCUCAAAGCCAGAGGAAUUGCUGGAUAACGACUUGGUAGUCGCCAUGGAACAGGAUAAGUUCGUUAUCCGAAUGUCCAGGGACUCCCAUUCACUGUUCAAGCGUCAUAUCCAGGAUCGCCGACAGGAGGUGGUGGCCGAUAUUGUGUCGAAAUACCUGCAUUUCGACACCUACGAAGGAAUGGCUCGCAACAAGCUUCAGUGCGUAGCCACGGCUGGGUCCCACAUCGGAGAAGCCAAGCGGCAAGACAAUAAAAUGCGGGUCUACUACGGCCUGCUCAAGGAGGUAGACUUUCAGACGCUGACCACACCAGCUCCGGCGCCGGAGGAGGAGGACGACGACCCGGAUGCCCCCGAUCGUCCAAAGAAGAAAAAGCCUAAAAAAGAUCCCCUCUUGUCGAAAAAGUCCAAGUCGGAUCCAAAUGCUCCCUCCAUCGAUAGAAUUCCCUUACCCGAGCUCAAGGAUUCGGAUAAGCUGAUUAAGUUAAAAGCUCUGAGGGAGGCCGGCAAGCGACUGGCCCUAAGUAAGGAUCAACUUCCCUCCGCCGUCUUCUACACGGUCCUAAAUUCGCAUCAGGGCGUGACAUGCGCCGAGAUCUCAGACGACUCCACGUUGCUGGCGUGCGGCUUUGGCGACUCAAGCGUGAGGAUUUGGUCCCUGACACCUGCUAAGCUGCGUGCGCUCAAGGAUGCGGAUGCCUUGAGGGAGUUGGACAAAGAAUCUGCCGACAUAAGUGCCCGCAUGCUGGACGAUCGGAGCGGGGAGACGACCAGGUCAUUUCUGGGUCACACCGGGCCCGUCUAUCGCUGUGCCUUUGCUCCAGAAAUGAACCUUUUGCUGUCGUGCUCUGAGGAUACCACGAUUAGGCUUUGGUCUCUGCUUACGUGGUCCUGCGUGGUCACCUACCGAGGUCACGUUUAUCCCGUGUGGGAUGUCCGUUUCGCACCACACGGAUAUUACUUCGUGUCCUGCUCGUACGACAAGACAGCUCGUCUGUGGGCCACCGACUCGAAUCAGGCUCUGCGGGUCUUCGUCGGCCACUUAUCCGACGUGGAUUGCGUGCAGUUUCAUCCUAAUUCUAACUACGUGGCCACCGGGUCCAGUGAUCGCACUGUGCGCCUGUGGGACAACCUGACGGGCCAGUCGGUGCGCUUGAUGACGGGUCAUAAGGGAUCUGUAAGUUCGCUUGCUUUUUCGGCCUGUGGGCGGUACCUGGCCUCCGGAUCUGUGGACCACAACAUCAUAGUCUGGGAUCUGUCUAGCGGUUCACUGGUCACCACUCUGCUGCGCCACACCAGCACCGUCUCCACAAUCACGUUCAGUCGCGAUGGAACUAUUUUGGCAGCCGCCGGUUUGGAUAACAACUUGACCCUGUGGGACUUCCAUAAGGUAACCGAUGACUAUAUCAGCAACCACAUAACUGUGUCGAACCACCAGGACGAGAACGACGAGGAUGUAUACCUGCUGCGCACGUUUCCGAGUAAGAACUCUCCGUUUAUCAACCUGCACUUCACCCGCCGCAACCUGCUCAUGUGCGUGGGUCUCUUUAAGAGCUAGGAUCAGAGUUAGGAUUAGUCGCUAUACGUAAUCUAAUUGUAAGCAGCGCACGAAACAUCUAAGAUUAAUGUUUUAUAUCACACAUCUUGGAUUAGAGUUUGUAAAAAAUAAAUUCAUAAAUGUACAUUGAGAA
This is a messenger RNA of Drosophila bipectinata, 2291 nucleotides long. It is a transcript of the gene Taf5, whose product is annotated as TATA-box binding protein associated factor 5. The record is from RefSeq and is a predicted model, not a curated record. NCBI's taxonomy places the organism in Eukaryota, Metazoa, Arthropoda, Insecta, Diptera, Drosophilidae. Gene Ontology annotation, biological process: transcription initiation at RNA polymerase II promoter. Gene Ontology annotation, molecular function: protein binding; RNA polymerase II general transcription initiation factor activity. Gene Ontology annotation, cellular component: transcription factor TFIID complex.